AGCUUCUGGUGGUAGCCAUGAUCGAUUCACAGCAAUCUUGGCUACUUUCGUUUUGACGCAUGUUUACAAAUGGCUUCCCGGGUAGUGACAUGCGAGUAAUCUAUUUAACCAUUUUUCUUCUUUGAAACUCUAACAUAAAAUGGCUUCAAAAGUGUCUCAAAUUCAGAAAGCAUUGGAUUUAGCUAAGAGAAGUAAAUGUAAUCUAGUUAUACAAACAUCUGCAGAAAAGGAGUAUGCCGAGCUAAAAGGAACAACAGACUAUUUAAAAGUUAACAACAAUGAUAAAUUUAUGCUCUUUAAAAGUCAAACAAGUGCUAUUACAAAAACUUCAUUCAAACCGAAUAUGGUAGAAGACUCUUCUAUACAUCUAUACAUCAUUUUACAACAAUUUGGUGAAGGAUUUGGAAAAGGGAAUGUAUGGAGCAGUUAUUCGUUGAUGUUGAAGUGUAAUGAGUUCAUAAAUAAGGGUCAAAUGGACAACGGCGCUAGAAAAAUUCAGAAUACUCCCAAAUUAAAUGGUGAUCGAGUUCUUUCACCGCGGCAACCUGACAUAAGUACAAUUCAUCAGAAUCAUCCAAAAUCUAGUGACUGGAAACAUAUGCAGGAAAGUUACGAGGAGAAGAUUCAAAGUUACGAGGAGAAGAUCCAAAAACUUAAUAAAAAAAUUAAUAACCUGGGGUCAGAAACAGCUAAUCAAAGAAAUCAACUAGAGGAGAAGGAAAAGAGAAUAGAAGAAUUAACGACAAGGCUGAGUCGGAUUGCAAGUCAACAGUUAAUACAAGGAAAUCCAAACAUCACCGAUUUGAGCGACGGAAACAGGCCAACAAAGUUAGGAGAGAGGUUUUCUCAGGUCUAUGAUGACCAGUGGUCUGAAGCGUUUGAAGCCCUGAAGGCGAAAGGAAAACAGGAGAAAGAAACUGUCACAGAAUUGUCACACAUAGUUCAGAGUAUUUACGGGUUUAUGCAGAAGAGUGUUGGAGAACUGAUGCAAAAACUAGCAAGUGAAACAUCUAAAGUGAUUAUGUGUCCAUUUCAGUCGACGUCGUUGCAGCCAGCCUCUCAUCGGGAAGUACCACUCAAUGGAACAGAAGGAAUCAUUAGAGAUUUAGUCAAAACACAGGGGCAUCACGCAUUAAAAUCAGUCCAAAAAGAAUUAGGUCUUACCAAACGCGGAGGAGAUAAAAGAAUAGACAAAUAUAUUGAGAUUUUGUCUGAACUUAUCUGGUAUAUGGUCAUACAAGAUCCUCCAAUGGUUCUUAAGUUCAUCAAGAAUGGUGAGAAAAUGGAUAAAGAAGGUCCCUUCAAACCCUACAGCAAGACGGGUAGUGUGGCUGAAGUGUGUGUGUGGCCCGCACUGCUCCUACACGAGGGAGGGCCAUUGAUUGCUAAAGGAUUUGCUCUUCCUCAGUAAGACAUUCGGUUACUUGUUUGUCUUGUCCAAAAACGGACGUGUGCUUGUGAGUGUGAAUGUGGUGAACAGGGGGUGAGCAUGGUUUUUAUUGCAAGAAAAAGAAUCGUAAUUCACAUAGCAACAUGUGCUUGUCAUAAUGCAAAAGAAAACAAGCAUUGGUUUGUACAUGUUGCAUCUUGAUUUACCAAAAGAAUUGAAAUUCUUUUAAAAUUAUUAUUUGUAUAUUUUAUUGUAUGGCAAUCUUUUUUUGUAUAUCAAUCUUUACUCACCAUCUUAAUACUUGAUAUUGAAGAAUUCUCAAAAGGCGGUACUUUUGUACAGUCAGAAUAAUCUCCCGUCUAUAAAAGCAGACUUCUGUGUUUGACAAUAUUUGUAUUUUAUCUAGCAUUGUAUAAGACAAAGAUACUGUUGUUGUAUUGCGUUUUGUGCAUUGCACACAUUUCCCAUCUUCACAAACACUUUGCUGUCUCUGAGUAUUUUUCCAGGAGAAAUUCGAAAAACCAUUUGGAAUAAAAUAAAUGUUUCAUUUGUGUAAAAUGGCCUUAGGAAUCAAUUGGCUCCUAACAAUCAUGCUUGUGGAUGAUCGAUUUGUCUGAUGAAGAAUUUACAGUAGAAUUUAAACAAACUUUGACUGUUUUUCACUCGCCUUGGGAUUAUAAGAAAAUGUAUUUUGCAAAUCAUAAUAUUGAUUUCACAGAUAUAUAUAGCCUGGUCUGGGACUUAUGUUACUAGUAAUCACACUCACUGUGAAAUUAAGAAAAUUAAUAAUCAUACAUGAAGAUAAAAAGGAAUUAAUCAAUGUUCGUUGAACAGUUGUGAAUGAUUUCCGACGUUUUAAUACAGUUAUCGUCAUUAUUAAAUCCAUCUAAGCUUUGUUGUUGUUGUUGUCCUCUGUUGUUGUCUUAAGGAUGUAUAUCAGAUUUACAAUUACAUGUAUGUACAAUGCAAUACUUCAAUGAAGACUUCAUUAAUAGAAUCUGGAGCUAUUUGUAUUAUCACCAAUCAUCAUGUUUUAGAUACUGUUGUGAUUUGAGCAACUAUUGUGCACUAGAUGUAUCUAAUACACCAAAGAUUAAAGUA
Molecule: messenger RNA, 2491 nt
Organism: Magallana angulata
Lineage: Eukaryota; Metazoa; Mollusca; Bivalvia; Ostreida; Ostreidae
Exons: 8
Coding region: 140-1411 (423 amino acids)
Source: RefSeq, a predicted model, not a curated record